This is a messenger RNA of Eutrema salsugineum, 699 nucleotides long. Its product is annotated as NEP1-interacting protein-like 2. Lineage: Eukaryota; Viridiplantae; Streptophyta; Magnoliopsida; Brassicales; Brassicaceae. The coding region runs from base 1 to 699 and encodes 232 amino acids. The record is from RefSeq and is a predicted model, not a curated record. The transcript has 5 exons.
AUGGGCAUUGCUCAGAUGAUUCUUAUAAAAUUCACAUACGAUCUUCCCUUUUGGAUUCUUGGCGCCUUUUGCAUCAUGUCAAUUAGAGCGAUGAAAAGAGCUUUCUUGGGUUUAUUCAUCUUCAUUCUUGCUUCCGCUAGUGUUGUGGUAGCCGCCUUUGUAGGAGCCACGGAAGGUCACACGACAGACAUCGGAUUUCUUCAAGGCGGUUUGCUAGGAGUUGUGGCUGGAGUUAUCACCGCGGUUCAGCUCUUUGGACUGAUGCUACCUGGUGAUCAACCUUUGUCUAAGGCUGCUUUAAUGAGAAGAGUAGUGAAUGGGAAAGCCAUCAUGGGCUUGGUUAGACCGGCUGUGCUCAAAGCAUAUCAAUGGCAAAUAAUGGGACUGGACACAAGCUACAUAGAGAUAUCAGACAUGUAUGACUCUAACCAAGAACCAGAAGGGUUACCAAGGAGCUUAAUUCAGAACAUCCCAACGUUUAACUUCGGUUGUUCAGGUCAUCAAACCAUUUCGAGUUGUUCGAUUUGCUUACAGGAUUGGGAAGUAGGAGAAGUUGGAAGAGAGCUAAAGAGAUGUGGCCACACAUUUCAUAAAUUUUGCAUAGAUGAGUGGUUGCUUAGGCAAGAGACUUGCCCCAUUUGUAGAGAUCAUCUUUCAUAUUGUACUACACUUGUACAUAGUCCAUCUCUGUUUUCAUAA